Messenger RNA from Mycetomoellerius zeteki, 1221 nucleotides. RefSeq names its product cytochrome b561. Bases 118 to 906 code for a protein of 262 amino acids. Lineage: Eukaryota; Metazoa; Arthropoda; Insecta; Hymenoptera; Formicidae. The record is from RefSeq and is a predicted model, not a curated record. Gene Ontology annotation, molecular function: oxidoreductase activity. The transcript is spliced from 5 exons.
AAACCGUAGAUAUCUUCUACCAUCUGUUUGUCUUCUGUUUUUUGCUUCACCUGUUGCUCCUAGAUUAGUGUCUAUAUAAAAAAAACUCAUCGUUAUUAUUUGGAUUUUAUACAUAAAAUGCAAGUGUCGAAUUAUCCAUAUGAAUAUGUAAGAUGUGUAGACAUGGAGCAAAUAAGAGAAUCACCCCAAAUGCAAUCUCACUCUUUGGAAGGUUUUAUUCCCCUUCUCAGUCUUACUGAGGGAUGUGGUGCUCUUCUUAUAAUCUUGAUGGCUGUAUGGACAGGACAUUAUAGAAACGGUUUCUCAUGGAGAUCUAAUCCGAAACUCGAAUUUAACUGGCAUCCUUUAUUAAUGACUAUAGGGCUCGUAUUUUUAUAUGCCAAUGCCAUGCUUCUCUAUAGGACGCAAAGAAAUGUUCGCAAGCUGCGACUAAAGUUAACUCAUGCAACAAUGAUGUUAUCUAUUUUAUUGUUUGUGACAAUCGCUUUAAUAGCUGUCUUCGACAGUCACAAUCUUGCUCGGCCUCCUAUACCGAAUCUGUAUUCCCUACAUAGUUGGGUUGGAUUGACUACCAUAAUAUUAUUCUGCUGUCAGUGGUUCGCUGGAUAUGUUUUCUUCCUUUAUCCCGGGUUAAAAAUUCCAUUACGGGCUUCUUAUAUGCCAUUACAUGUAUUUUUUGGCAUUGCAGGCUUCGUGAGCGCAAUUUUUACGUGCUUGUUGGGACUCAACGAGAAAGCGCUCUUUGAAUUACAAGAUAAAUAUUCAGCUUUCGAGAGCGAAGGAAUACUGAUAAACUUUAUAGGAUUGCUGCUCGUAUUGUUUGGAGGCUUAUCUGUAUAUUUAGUAACGCAGGAACGUUAUCGGCGUUUGUCGAGAUCUGAGGAUGAAAUCCUGUUAGGGGGCUAAUAUACGAAUUAUGUGAUGUGUUGCCAGAUAUGUUCCUUAAUAUAAUUAACCGGAUGGUUGUUAUUGCAAACUUAAUAAGUAUUUACUUAACAAGUAUUUACUACAAGUUCCUUGUGUGAGUUUUAUGUUAACUUUAUAAAUAAGGUUGACCCAAUUGAUUGAAGCACAUACACAAAAAAGAAACAAUGACCACGUUUAUGUUGGACAAAACUGCUAGCUUUUUUACUAAGCAAUUAAACGUGAUUGAUUGGACUGUUGAGAAAAAUUCUUAAUGUUUUUAAGAAUUUUUCAGAUUUUAAAGAAAUAUAUAAAGAU